AUGUGGGUGCUAGAGGGCGACGAGAUUAUUGCGGUCGAUGGUGUUGAUUGCCGGGCCAACAUAGAGAAGAUCGUCGAGUGCAUUCAGGGUUCGGAGUCUGAUUCGGUCACUUUGACGCUCAGCCGACACUACUUGAAGGUCCCGAAAGGCCCGGUCAAGGUGGUCUUCUCUCCGAGCGGCAACAUGGUCAGUGUGCCCCGCGGCACCCCUCUCAGAAAGGCCGCCGCCAUGGCCAACGAGAUUCUCGUCUGCGAGGUGUACAAGGAAGCGGGCACCGGCAAGAACUACGAGAUGAGCAAGGACGAGGCCCCUCAGGCUUGGGACAACACCAUGCCGAUGACGCUCGUCCCCGCGCCCGGGGAGACCAAGGCGAAGGCGGUUGAUGAUACUCUCUACGGCGGGACCAGGGUGAUGGACUCUGCUCCCGGCACACUUCCGAGAUAG
This is a messenger RNA of Prorocentrum cordatum, 444 nucleotides long. The record is from the annotation of a GenBank genome assembly. NCBI's taxonomy places the organism in Eukaryota, Dinophyceae, Prorocentrales, Prorocentraceae.